This is a messenger RNA of Sphaeroforma arctica JP610, 974 nucleotides long. RefSeq lists its product as hypothetical. Gene Ontology annotation, molecular function: SNARE binding; SNAP receptor activity. Gene Ontology annotation, cellular component: SNARE complex; endoplasmic reticulum membrane; late endosome membrane. Bases 352 to 855 code for a protein of 167 amino acids. Gene Ontology annotation, biological process: intracellular protein transport; Golgi to vacuole transport; retrograde transport, endosome to Golgi. Lineage: Eukaryota; Ichthyosporea; Ichthyophonida. The transcript is spliced from 3 exons. The record is from RefSeq and is a predicted model, not a curated record.
GGCGUUCGUAACAAUCGUAUCACAGAGUUCAAAUUUAAUAAAUGUCUUUACAACGCUAUGUACGGCAGACGCUACACACAUUGUGAAUCGGUAGCACAUACAAGCUGUUGUGAUCAGCCACCAACAUGAUGAACGCGAUGCAAUCCAAUGAACAAGAGUUCGCAGAGCUUUCGUCGCACAUCCGCAACAUGAUCGAGACUUCUAGUAUGGAUCCUGUGCGUCAAUGCCCAAGCCGUUUUGUUUACGAGCCCACACUCCCAUUUUGUUAAACCCGCCUCCAGUUCGGCGAAACGCAGAGCUGUUGAAACCGUGGAGGCUGAUUUGGAUGAACUCUCAGAUAUCGUUGAGCAGAUGGAACUAGAAGCGCGAGAGUAUAGUCAGCCACAGCGAGGACAGCUACUGCAACGUGUGGAGACUUACAGACAAGAUGCUCAGGUGAUCAAGAAAGAGCUGCGCAAGGCUGCUGUGGCGUAUACCGAGCACUUGCGGGACGAACUCGUAGGGGAUGCCGGUGGGUACGAUAACGAGGAUAUGACGGGCAGUGACUCAAGGCAGCUGCUGCUGCGAGACACGGAACGGAUACAGCAGACCAGCAGAAAUCUGCAGAGUGCGCAACGGCAGGCGCUUGAGAUCGAACAGGUGGGCAUUGGUAUCAUGGAUAAUCUGAACUCACAGAGGGAGACGAUCAACCACGCGCGUACAACGCUGGAUGAGACAGACUCCAACCUGAAACGGAGUAUGCGCGUGGCCAAUGCGAUGGCACGGCGGAUUGUGCAGAACAAGGUGCUCAUGUACCUGAUUAUAGGAAGCAUCCUGGCGCUGAUAGCGCUUAUCAUAUACCUGAAGGUUACGUAAGUGGUCUGUGCGUAGUACGCAAAUGAUCAGCAAAUUCAUUAAAAUGGACAUAGUAGUGUGGCAAUGGCCGGUAAUGUAGUCGGUGCCACAUUGUAGUCUGGCUUAGCGUGGGGUGUUUU